Cicer arietinum (chickpea) is the source of this 661-nucleotide messenger RNA. RefSeq lists its product as uncharacterized. NCBI's taxonomy places the organism in Eukaryota, Viridiplantae, Streptophyta, Magnoliopsida, Fabales, Fabaceae. The record is from RefSeq and is a predicted model, not a curated record.
AUGGCUUUGGAAAUGCAGAGCACUGAAAUGCUAACUAGAGAACAACUUUUUCAUCUUUUUGAGCGUUUCACUCUCUUUACUUCACAACCUGAUGUAAUGAAAAGGAUCGCAGAUGCUGUUUUGGAUAAUCAGGAAGCUGUUGCUGUGACCACUACAAUACAGGAAGAAAUAUUUUUGGAGAUGGGUGUUGAUCCAAGAUUUGGUAUUUCAUGCCUGGGUAAAAUCAGUACCGUAUAUGAGAAUGACCAAGAUUUGGUGAUUCAAUUUUAUAAAUUCCUUGCCAAAGAAGAGAUGGCCUGUGAUGAAGCAGAACUAGGAGAAGAAGAAUUUGCUGAAAAAAUGCGCCAUCAACAAAAUUUACAGGAAGAGCAACUAGAGAUGCUGCAGCACAUGCGCAAGUAUAACUUGGAUGAUCAAUAUGCUAUCCUUGAGAAGUUACACCAACAGAUGGAAAAUGGCAAUUAUGAAAGCGAGACAUCCAUUUUGUCAGCUGAGCAUAUGGAAGAGAUAAUUCAAAGGAAGGUGUCCCCUUUGUUUAUGCCAAGUUAGGUCCAGAAUAUGUCCUUAUCAUGGACCCCUUUGUUAAAUCACGUUAAGAGCUAUUUUGUUCCAAGUGUAAUUAUCAUGUGUCAUCUGUUUUAUAUUGGCCAAAUCCAUAAAC